CCAUGCUCUUCUUUACAGGAUACCCAGAGCUUCAUUUCGUUCCCGCAACACCUAAAUGUGUUACAAAACCCAGGAAGAAGAUGAUGAUUUAGCUUACUUUGAUUGUCUUCCAGAUGCUCUUCUUCUUCUCAUCUUCAACAAAUUGCAUGAUCUCAAAUCUCUUACCAAUUGUCUUUCAGUCUCAAAGCGUUUCCGUUCCCUUGUUCCUUUCACCGACACCAUUUUCAUCUCAAUCCCACCUCUCCCAAAGCCAAGCAAUACUGCUGCUUCAUACAUAAACAAUACUUUGAGACAGGUUUUUCACAACUUGUUCCUCAAACCAGUCAGAUGUUUCCAUCGCCUUAUGGCUUCCCCCAAGUCAACGACAAUGUCAUUUGAUAUCUCUUGUUGUCACUCAAAUGGGGUUUUGAGAAUUUUCAAGGAAAUGAAAUCGUUGCAUUUAGAGCUUCCAUUACAUGGAGCUGGUGAGUUGGGAUCAAGUAAUGGAGCUACUUUCCUUCAAUGGAAAGCAGAUUUUGGAAGCAACUUGAGGACUUGCAUUAUCGUUGGGGCUACAUCUUUUCAAAAAUGCAAUACGUUUUCAUCAUCGGCUAUUUUCUCACAACGGAAGGAAGAGCGGGUAUUCAUGGAGGAAACCGUGUUAAACGAUGACGAGCUGAAAUUAAGAGUAAUAUGGACCAUUUCUUGCUUGAUUGCUGCAUCAACGAGGCAAUAUUUGUUGAAGCAAAUCUUAGCUGACAAUCCAAACAUUCCAAUGCUUGAAAGAGUGGUGAUUUCUGAUGCAAACAAGCAAGGGAUGUUUAGUAUGGGAAAAGAAGAGCUUGUUGAGAUGAGGAACUCCAUUGACACAAAACAAGAAGCAUCAUCAUCAUCAAUGGAGAGAAGUCCAAUUCCAGAAGUGAACAUGAAACUGUGGUACUUGCCUAUGCUUGAUUUACCGGAUUCAGGGUAUGUGAUGAAAGGGGCAACACUUGUUCUUAUCAGACCUGUGGUCGAUGGGAUGAUUGAAAACAACAGUGAUGAUCCAUUGGUGGGAGAUGAAAAGCCUUUUAGUGAAGCUGUAAGGGAGAUGAUCAAAGUGAAGAAGAGUUAUUUGAUGACAAUGAGUUCUUUUUGAGAUUGUUAUAGCCUUGUUUCUUUACGUCCAUGUAACAUACUUGAUGACUUCAGAAUUUUGUCUUUGUACAUGAAUUUCUUUUUAAGUUAAAAUAUCAGUAGAUUUUUUUUUAUUAGAAAA
This is a messenger RNA of Gossypium raimondii (Peruvian cotton), 1237 nucleotides long. Its product is annotated as F-box protein At1g30200. The transcript has a single exon. Gene Ontology annotation, molecular function: protein binding. The coding region runs from base 56 to 1117 and encodes 353 amino acids. The record is from RefSeq and is a predicted model, not a curated record. Lineage: Eukaryota; Viridiplantae; Streptophyta; Magnoliopsida; Malvales; Malvaceae.